AUGCUUUCCGAACAGACGCGCAAUAUUGUUAAGGCCACAGUGCCAGUCCUAGAACAACAUGGCACAACAAUCACGACGGUUUUCUACCGGAAUAUGCUAUCGGAACACAAAGAACUCUUGAACAUAUUCAACAAAACCAAUCAAUCAAGAGGCCUGCAACCCACCGCUCUGGCGACAACUGUGUUGGCGGCGGCAAAGCAUAUCGAUAAUCUUGAAGCACUUGCGCCUUAUGUUGUGGAAAUUGGCCACAAGCAUCGUGCGUUGCAAGUGUUACCGGAACACUAUCCUAUUGUUGGCAAACAUUUGCUAGGAGCUAUUAAAGAGGUCUUAGGAGAUGCUGCCACUGAAGACAUCAUUAACGCUUGGGCAGAAGCUUACGGCGCUAUUGCUCAAAUUUUUAUUGACGUGGAAGCCGAUCUGUAUCGAAAGGCAGCCUGGAGCGGCUGGAAGCCAUUCAAGGUUGCCGAAAGAAGAAAUGUUGCUACUGAAGUUGUUGAGUUUAGGGUCGUACCAUCCGAAGCCUCAGGCAUUGAUCUCUCAAAUACUUCCUUUGUGCCUGGCCAAUACGUAACAGCCAAGACGCACCCAACCAAUGAAAACAACAAAUACGAUGCUCUGCGCCACUACUCCAUAUGCUCCUCUUCAGCAGCCAAAGGCCUAAAAUUUGCGGUGAAGCGCGAGCACGAUGGAGUUCAUUCUGGCCUAGUUUCGACUUACCUUCAUGACAGCAUCAAAGAGGGAGACGUGAUAUAUUUAAGCGCACCAGCUGGGGACUUUGCACUAGAUAGCAACUUGACGAAGCAAAACGAGAUUCCGCUCGUGCUCUUGAGUGCGGGAAUUGGAGUCACUCCUUUGGUAUCCAUGUUAGAAGAACAGAUUGAAGCUAACCCCUCAAGGCCUAUUGUUUGGAUUCAGUCCGCAUUUAACCGGGAUAGUCAGCCUUUUGCUUCGCGUGUUGAAGAUCUGCUAAAAAAGUGCGGCAAUGUUACUGUUCAUUCCGUUCACACCGAAACAAUGCCUCGUAUAGAUACCGGAUAUCUUUCUGAAAAGCUGCCUAGCCACUCAGACAUAUACGUGUGCGGUUCUUCCCAGUUCAUGUCAGGAAUGAUCAAAAUGCUCAAGAAGCUCGAGUACAAAGAUGAGAGGAUUCAUUACGAGCCAUUUGGUCCAAAAAUGGCUACUGAGCUCUCGAGCAACUGCUGA
This is a messenger RNA of Lachancea thermotolerans CBS 6340, 1203 nucleotides long. RefSeq names its product flavohemoglobin (gene YHB1). Lineage: Eukaryota; Fungi; Ascomycota; Saccharomycetes; Saccharomycetales; Saccharomycetaceae. Gene Ontology annotation, molecular function: FAD binding; heme binding; nitric oxide dioxygenase [NAD(P)H] activity. Gene Ontology annotation, biological process: nitric oxide catabolic process; cellular response to nitrosative stress. Bases 1 to 1203 code for a protein of 400 amino acids. The transcript has a single exon. The record is from RefSeq and is a predicted model, not a curated record. Gene Ontology annotation, cellular component: intracellular anatomical structure.